CAGAAAGGCGGACGAUAUAUUACUGAGACUAAUUUGUUAAGUGUGAAAAAACGAAUAUGUGUGAACUUGUUGAUAUAGAAAAAGUAAAGGCCGACUAUCUUGAACAAAAUGUUAAAGAAGCUUUAGAAAAAGUUCAUAAAGUCUCUAUAAAUGUUAUAGAAUGUAAAAUAAAGCUUGCAACUGUAAACGGUGAAAACUUUUGCAGUGACAUCUAUCGAGUAAAUGUUAAAUAUGCAAUACUGACUGAAACAACCGCUGGGGGAAAAGAAAUACAUACACAAUCAUUAAUGAUAAAAGAUAUUAUACCGGAGGUGGCUGAAAUUGGUUCCAGUGAACUGCUUAUGUAUGAUACAGUUCUACCUUUAAUGGAAGAAAUAUUGGAAGCAAGUGGUGAUAAGGUAAAACUGAGACCAAAUUGCUUACUAAGUAAGCGGGAUAGUAAAGAAAUCUAUAUUCUGGAAGAUAUGAAUGAAUUGGAUUAUUAUGUUGCUGACCGAUGGUUGGGCUUAGAUGAGCAACGUGCAAUGUGUUUGAUGGGUAAAAUUGCGAAAUAUCAUGCAGCUUCAAUGGUGUUAAUACAAAAAUUCCCCACUGAGGUAAAAAAACUACCAGCUUCACACUUUGCUGCAGGAGCAGCAGAUCAGAUCGCCCAUUCCAUUGCAAUUGGUGGUUUGGAGUAUGUUGCAGAUUUUCUCAAAACCUGGUCUGGUUUUGUGGAAAUUUCGAGAAAAAUUUUAGCAAAUAAGACACAAUUCAAUGAAAAAAUAAAAUCAAUUGUUAAUCCGAAAAAUAGCAAAGUUAAUGUUAUUAUGCAUGGCGAUUUGUGGGUUAAUAAUUUUCUUUUCCGAUAUGAUAAUGACAAAAAGCCCAAUGACGUUGUGUUGGUUGAUUUUCAAAACUGUUAUAUCGGUAGCCUCGGUAUCGAUCUGAAUUAUUUUUUAUAUACGAGUCUACAACUGAAUGUAUUGAAAACCAAACAUUUGGAUUUAUUAAAACACUAUUAUAAUGUUUUAGAAGACACAUUGAGAAUGUGUGAGUAUCAAGUAAUACCGAGUUGGGAAUCAGUUUUGGAAGAAAUACGUAGCACAGCAUUUAUGGGGCUUUAUGCUGCUGUUUGUGAGCUACCAAUCUGUUGUAUGGAUAAAAAAACAUCUGAUGGAUUUACAACAGCAACAUUUAGUAAUCCAGAGGAAAUGGCUAAAAAACGAAAACUGAUGUACAACAAUGAAAGAGUAGUAGAGACAUUAAAGUACACUUUACAUUAUUUCAACAAUUCUGGUGUACUUGAUUAGUAACUAUAGUUUAAAUUUAAUUGCUAU
This is a messenger RNA of Teleopsis dalmanni, 1319 nucleotides long. RefSeq lists its product as uncharacterized. The record is from RefSeq and is a predicted model, not a curated record. Bases 57 to 1292 code for a protein of 411 amino acids. The transcript has 4 exons. Lineage: Eukaryota; Metazoa; Arthropoda; Insecta; Diptera; Diopsidae.